This is a messenger RNA of Suillus paluster, 409 nucleotides long. RefSeq lists its product as uncharacterized. The annotation marks the transcript as partial. Lineage: Eukaryota; Fungi; Basidiomycota; Agaricomycetes; Boletales; Suillaceae. The transcript has 5 exons. The record is from RefSeq and is a predicted model, not a curated record.
AUCCCGCGCGAGUAUUCCCACAGCACAUACCCCUGCCGACUGGUUUCGCUUUUCGACAAGCUCAGUUAGCCUCCUCAGCCUAGACCUUCUAUGCAUCCUGCUGGAAUUGGUCGAGAGGACUGGAAAUGCGAGACGUGUCGUUUUACGACACGAAAGCGGAAGCAACGAGGAAGUCUGUAAGGCUGGUGCUGUGAGGAUCGUUUCUGUAGCUAAGCCAGGGUGGCGUGAAAAUGAAGAGCAAAGUGAAAAUACUGGUGAAAAUACUGGUGAAAAUACUCCAGUGUAUCAAGGGGAGAAUGGGAUAAUUCAGCUCUUCGCAUCAGGAAACGCACGGGUACGGGUAACACCGCGGUUCUUUGCUGACGGGUUUGGCGGGUACGGGUACGGUGUUGGAUAUUCAUACCCGUGA